GUUUACAGUUAGCCAGUUGGAAGUCUUUGUUUUUGUCAUCACCACAAGUCAAAAUGUCCCGGCUGAAUUUCAGCUCACUUUAUGUUUCGUAACCUUUCGAGAGUAGGCAUUGUUAAAAGAUACUGCUAAACUUGUUCAGGACAGAUAUUUUUUUCCUCCAUACCUUUUUUUUGUUUGUUUUUCCCCCACUUCAAACAGAAGAGGAAGCUUCAUCUGGAAACUUCUGCUUAAGGUCAUCCUAAAGCUUAGAGAAGGUCUACACUGAAGGUGGUCGCCAUGGUGUUGAUUCUGGGCAGGAGGCUGAACAGGGAGGACUCUGGCAUCAGAGACUCCCCCGCCGUCAAACGCAAGGUGUUUGAGGUUGAAUCCAAAACUUUGGGCAGCCAGGAUAUCUUGGACUUCUGCUCCGGCUCCUCACACUCAGAGGGCAUCCUGCAGGUAUUCAAUGAGUUUCGCGACUGCCGUCUUUUCACCGAUGUGGUCAUCAGCGUGCAGGGCCGUGAGUUCCCCUGCCACCGUGCUGUGCUCUCUGCCUGCUCCUCCUACUUCAGAGCCAUGUUCUGCAACGAUCACCGUGAGAGUCGUGAGAUGCUGGUUGAGAUCAACGGCAUCCUGGCUGAGGCGAUGGACUCCUUCCUCACCUAUGUUUACACCGGCCGCGCCAAGAUCACCACUGAGAAUGUCCAGUUCCUCUUCGAAACCUCCAGUCUCUUCCAGAUCACCACACUGCGUGAUGCCUGUGCAAAGUUCUUGGAGGACCAGCUGGAUCCAUGCAACUGCCUGGGCAUUCAGCGCUUUGCAGAAGCACAUUCUCUGAAGCAGCUAGCCAGCCGCUGCCGUAGUUACGCCCUGGCCAACUUCUCAGAGGUCGCUCAGCAUGAAGAGUUCCUUGACCUGCACCAAGAAGAGCUGGAAGAGUACAUAAAUAGUGAUGAGCUGUCCAUCGGUAAGGAGGAGGUGGUGUUUGAGGCAGUGAUGCGAUGGGUGUACCACAGUGUGGAGCACAGGAGGCCCAUGCUGAAGGCUCUCCUGCACCAUGUUCGCUUGCCGCUUUUGCACCCCAACUACUUUGUCCAGACUGUGGAGGGAGAUCAGCUCAUCCAGAACGCUCCAGAGUGCUACCACCUUCUUCAUGAGGCCAGGCGCUACCACGUGUUAGGAAAUGAAAUGAUGUCACCCAGAACUCGUCCACGCAGGUCGACUGGUUACUCAGAGGUAAUUGUCGUGGUGGGUGGCUGUGAGCGGGUGGGAGGCUUCAACCUGCCCUACACUGAAUGCUAUGAUCCAGUCACAGGAGAAUGGAAAUCACUGGCCAAACUACCUGAGUUCACCAAGUCAGAGUAUGCUGUCUGUGCCCUCCGCAAUGACAUUCUGGUGUCAGGUGGUCGUAUCAACAGCAGGGAUGUGUGGAUGUAUAACUCUCAGCUCAAUCUGUGGAUCAGAGUGGCUUCUCUUAACAAAGGCCGCUGGAGGCACAAGAUGGGUGUCCUACUGGGGAAGGUCUAUGCUGUGGGUGGCUAUGAUGGUCAGACCCGCCUGAGCAGUGUGGAGUGCUACGAUUCCUUCUCUAACCGCUGGACAGAGGUGGCUCCCAUGAAAGAGGCGGUCAGCUCUCCAGCUGUGGCCAGCUGUGCUGGCAAGCUCUUUGUCAUUGGAGGAGGCCCUGACGACGAAACUUGUUCAGACAAGGUCCAGUGCUAUGAUCCGGAGACAGACUCCUGGUUACUCCGUGCCAGCAUCCCAAUUGCCAAGCGCUGUAUUACAGCAGUGUCCCUUAACAACCUGAUCUAUGUAUGCGGGGGUCUCACCAAAUCCAUCUUCUGCUAUGAUCCUGCUGAGGACUACUGGAUGCAUGUGGUUCACACCUUUAACAAACAGGAGAGCUGUGGCAUGUCAGUAUGUAACGGUAAGAUCUUCAUCCUUGGUGGCAGAGGGGAAAGUGGUGAAGCUACAGACACCAUCCUGUGCUACGAUCCAUCAACAGGAAUUAUCACAGGAGUGGCAGCCAUGCCACGACCUAUCUCCUACCAUGGCUGUGUAACCAUCCACCGUUACAAUGACAAGUACCACAGACAAUGACAUAAACACACACAGAGACACACACAGACACACUCACUUGAGAGCACACACUAAAGAACUCUUUAAGUGCAACCCAUACACAGCACAAAAUAACCAUACACUUUUUUUAAAAAUAAGAGGCACAUUUAAUAGUUAAGUCCACGUUAGACGUGAGCUUUCCUCACAGUAGCAUGUAGCAAUCUCACUGUGUUGCUGUGAAUCUUUUGUUAUUAUGUACCACAGUUGUAGCACUUCUGUGGAAAUACUUAGUAAUUACAAUGAUAAUGACUUGUCUGUAACCUGGGCUAAAGCGGAGUCAGAUAAGCACAGUAGAUGUACCUUGUAUUAGUAGUAACUGCACAAAAUGUUGGGAAGCAAUGCGUCAGAAGUCUGCAGAUAUUUGGAGAAAAAUGUGUUUGCUAGUGGAAUUACUAAAAAUGUUUUUUUCUUAGAAUAUCAAUUGCAAUUUGAGCUUUGAGAAAUAACUUUUAAUAUUGAAGACAUAUGUGUGGUAGCAUAUAUGUGGUGCAAAGUGACACCUUUUCACAGAGAUUUGAUUCAACCAAAUCAAUUCAAAUUAGAUCUUGGCUAGCUUAGAGCAAACAGAAUUUGCAAAUGAUAGUAGAUUUUGCAUAGCCAACUGCAUAUUUCAUGGAUUUUAUACUAACUGAAAUGGCUAAAAUCCCUAAAACAGUUGUAACUUUUCAUCAGUAUUUCUAAAAUUUGAACAGGUUAUGAGUUUGAAAGGUAACAUCCCAAUACUGUGCUUUUAUUGCUGUGCAAAGUAAUCUGACUGUGAAAUCUAGGUUGCUUAUGUUGAAAUGAUCACAGAUAGUGCUGAUGAACAAAAAUAAUGCUUAUAGGAAAACACUGAUCAUUUUCACACAAAGUCGUGAGGGAUCUGUCAGCCGAAAGAGUUUAUGAAUUUGGUUUUGAAUGACAGAUUAGUGCCCAAGUCAGCUUUCACCUAUGGCACUCCAAUGCAGACAUGUUCAUACAGCAGAGUACAGCCCAGCGCUGGUAACAUGAAAGUACUCUCCUCCAUUUUUUAACUCUCCCCCUUGAUACUAAAAAUGACCUGAUAGAAAUGUGGUAAACAGUCAGCCAGCUGCUCUCCCACACUAUCAGCUGUCGUACAUAUGAGUAGCUCUCAGCCUCAACACAGAGUGGAGGGAAGAGAAGAGAUAAAGAACAGAGGCUGCACAAAAAUAUUGGAAUAUAGCCACUGUCGACGCUGUCCUUUUGUUUCCUUUUUUCUCACCAUGCAGUUCCCCUUCCACCUGUGUCCUCACCUCACAUUUGCUCAUCUCCAUUCUACGUCUACAUUUCCUCUAAAGCUUUAUUUUGCUCCAUUAUAAUUAUUAUCACUACACUCAUUACUGACAUUUUAUUUUUUUAAGUUAUACUUUUUUAUAAUUGGAUUUUUAUUGUAUUGUACUUAGCUUUAGCGUGUCUAAUUUUAUAUCAAUGUUAGUUCUGUGGUGUACUGGGCUUUUGGGUGGUUUUGUAGAUGUGAGAAGCCUUUGUAGAUCAAACUCAAAGACUGCUCUGAAUAAGUGGUGUGCAUGUUUGGUAUGUAUGUAUGUGACUUUUACGACUUGGUCUGGAUGUGUUGGAGCCAAGCAGGUUUAUCAAAGAGCUGUAAUGUAAGCAUUGCACAACUGCCAACUUCUGUAAUGGAACUCUUCAUGCUGAUGCUGGCACCUUUCACCUGUACACUUACAUGUAAAGAUGUAACUCGGGGUAACCAAAGAUACCUCCAGGUGUGUAUGUGUGUAUAUGUGUUUACUGGUCAGCUAAGGUGGUGUGUGUAGCAGUGCUAUACCUCACACAGAGGUGUUAAGAGUUCUGAAUGACAAGGAUUUUGGAUUGUGUGGCUCAUUGUCAGUAAAAGUCACCUUUUGGUAUUGAUAGACUAGAGAAAUUGCUGUGAAUAUAACUUUAAUAUGUUUUAAUAUGUUUUCUUUGUUUAACCUGUAUUUAAAUGUAUUUCUUUCUUGGUUUCAUAUUGUGUUUUUGUAACUGAGAGCCCCAAUUGUGCACUUUGACAGAAUCCUGUUAAAUGUAGAAUUAUAUGACAAUGAUUUCCUUUUUUUUUUUACUGUAUCAGUAAAUGUUCUUUGCUUUCAUGUGACGUAGAGAAGAGACAGUAAAAGGGCCCGUCAGCUCCUCCUGUUGGCCACUGCCUGCUAUGCUCUGACAUUCUAACAAAAACCAAGAUUUGCUGCAAGGCAACAAUGUCAAGAGAGAGAGUUUUGACUUUACAUUUUAGGAUGACGAAAGGGAUCAGUGACUUUGUCACUCCCCAGCAAUGCACAGCAGACUGAAAAAACAGCACAGCUGAUUCCAUCUGCCAGCCACAAUGGUAAAAACAGGUUCGGAUAUUUGAACUUGAACUAUCCUCCAGGCAUGUGCUUAGUUGAAUGAGUUCAGUAUCAGAUGCUAAACAGUAGUACACACUGAAAAGAAAACAUCCCGAGGCCUACCCAUGCUCCUCAGCAGCGUAACAUACUUAGGGUAACUCAGGAGGCCAACAAGAGGAGUAGAGGGAUAAGAAAGUGAUGAGGCAACAAAGUAGGAGUUAAAUAGUGAGAAAGAGAGUUUGAGUGUGUGUGCGUCUGUGAUUUCACUGAGUAUUUACUCAAAAUAGGACACAAAUACUGUCCUGUUGUGCUGAUUUAUUGAUUUUCAUUAUUACCUUUCAAUUAUUGUUUGCUUUUGAUAAGAUUAUCUGCUGUUUUUGUGCCUGGUCUGAUUUUUUUUUUUAACUUUUUAUUAUUUUGCUUGAUGUGGUGAGUUGUGGGAUUGUGUGUCACUGAGAUAUUUGAUGCCAACAUUCAAAUGGCAUGUCGCAAAUCAAGCCCUGAAGAACUGAUGGUUAAAAGUUAAUAAACAGAGAUGAAUAUGAAUGCUGAUAAAAGCCAAAGUGGAAUUGAUUCAGUUCCAAAGGUCAUUUUUGUUGAAAAACGACAACUGUGCCUGCAUGGAAGAUGGGAGCUUUAACCUGUUAACUGCUUCCCCAAAUUGCCUUAAUAAAAGAAUCAUGAGUGGCCAAUUAAAUCAGAUCAUUUUGACAUUAAUCUUUAUUAUUGUAUGUGUGAUGAGAUAUUUUCAUGCCACUUUCUACUCAGAUGCUCUUUGUCAUACUGUGGGAAAGCUUUGGAUUUUUGUAAACUGCAGUAUGUUGAAAUGUAAUGUUUGACUUGUGUAAAAGACACAUCAAUAAAGUUUUUCUUUAUGUA
Molecule: messenger RNA, 5300 nt
Organism: Amphiprion ocellaris (clown anemonefish)
Lineage: Eukaryota; Metazoa; Chordata; Actinopteri; Pomacentridae
Gene: klhl24a
Product: kelch-like family member 24a
Exons: 8
Coding region: 277-2079 (600 amino acids)
Molecular function (GO): protein binding
Source: RefSeq, a predicted model, not a curated record